This is a messenger RNA of Mus pahari (shrew mouse), 4455 nucleotides long. It is a transcript of the gene Cyld, whose product is annotated as CYLD lysine 63 deubiquitinase. Bases 315 to 3182 code for a protein of 955 amino acids. NCBI's taxonomy places the organism in Eukaryota, Metazoa, Chordata, Mammalia, Rodentia, Muridae. The record is from RefSeq and is a predicted model, not a curated record. Gene Ontology annotation, biological process: positive regulation of extrinsic apoptotic signaling pathway; necroptotic process; protein K63-linked deubiquitination. The transcript has 18 exons. Gene Ontology annotation, molecular function: K63-linked deubiquitinase activity; cysteine-type deubiquitinase activity. Gene Ontology annotation, cellular component: cytosol.
CGGGUUAUUCAUGUCCUUGGCAUCUUUUUCUAUUCCACCCCUUGGCAUUUGCAUGUUUUAGGGGUUUGUCAUCCUCUUGCCACCAAGCCUUGCAAUCUCCCAACCCCUACCAUCCCCGCCACCUUGCUCUCCUUGAUUUUCCCUGGAAAGUUGUCUCCUUAGAGGCACUUUGAAUUGCUGUCUUUUUACAACAUGGAUGCCAGGUUGCUAAAAUCUUGUUUUGGGACUUACAGUGAGUUCAUUUUUUUGGAUUUUAUGACAGAUUUACUAGUGGCUCCUUUUUGCCAGUUAAUGUUCUGAAAGUUACUGUCACGAUGAGUUCAGGCCUGUGGAGCCAAGAGAAAGUUACUUCACCCUACUGGGAAGAACGGAUUUUUUAUCUGCUUCUUCAAGAAUGCAGUGUAACAGACAAACAAACUCAGAAGCUGCUGAAAGUACCCAAAGGGAGUAUAGGACAGUACAUCCAAGACCGUUCUGUGGGGCAUUCAAGAGUUCCUUCUGCAAAAGCCAAGAAAAAUCAGAUUGGAUUAAAAAUCUUGGAGCAACCGCAUGCAGUUCUGUUUGUUGAUGAAAAGGAUGUUGUAGAAAUAAAUGAAAAAUUCACAGAGUUACUGUUGGCAAUUACCAACUGUGAGGAGAGGCUCAGCCUGUUUAGAAACAGAGUCCGACUAAGUAAAGGCCUCCAGGUAGACGUGGGCAGUCCUGUGAAGGUACAGCUGCGAUCUGGGGAAGAGAAAUUUCCAGGAGUUGUACGCUUCAGAGGACCUUUAUUAGCGGAGAGGACGGUGUCGGGGAUUUUCUUUGGAGUAGAAUUACUGGAAGAAGGUCGUGGUCAAGGUUUCACGGAUGGGGUUUAUCAAGGGAAGCAGCUUUUCCAGUGUGAUGAAGACUGUGGUGUGUUUGUUGCAUUGGACAAACUGGAACUUAUAGAAGAUGAUGACAAUGGAUUGGAAAGUGAUUUUGCAGGCCCAGGAGAUACAAUGCAGGUUGAACCUCCCCCUUUGGAAAUAAAUUCCAGAGUUUCUUUGAAGGUUGGAGAAAGUAUAGAAUCUGGAACAGUAAUAUUCUGUGAUGUUUUACCAGGAAAAGAGAGUCUAGGAUAUUUUGUUGGUGUGGACAUGGAUAACCCUAUUGGCAACUGGGAUGGAAGGUUUGAUGGAGUACAGCUCUGUAGUUUUGCAAGUGUUGAAAGUACAAUUCUCCUGCACAUCAAUGACAUCAUCCCAGCUUUAUCAGAUAGCGUGACACAGGAAAGGAGGCCUCCUAAACUUGCCUUUAUGUCAAGAGGUGUAGGUGACAAAGGUUCAUCUAGUCAUAAUAAACCAAAGGUUACAGGCUCUACCUCAGACCCUGGAAGUAGAAACAGAUCUGAAUUAUUUUAUACCUUAAAUGGAUCAUCUGUUGACUCACAACAAUCCAAGUCCAAAAAUCCAUGGUACAUUGAUGAAGUUGCAGAAGACCCUGCAAAGUCACUUACAGAGAUGUCUUCGGACUUCGGACAUUCAUCACCUCCACCGCAACCUCCUUCCAUGAACUCCUUGUCUAGCGAGAACAGAUUUCACUCUUUACCCUUCAGCCUGACAAAGAUGCCCAAUACUAAUGGCAGCAUGGCUCAUAGUCCACUCUCUCUGUCAGUGCAGUCUGUGAUGGGGGAGCUGAGCAGCACACCUGUCCAGGAGAGUCCACCCUUGCCCAUUUCUUCUGGGAAUGCACACGGGCUAGAGGUGGGCUCACUGGCUGAAGUAAAAGAGAACCCCCCGUUCUAUGGGGUUAUCCGUUGGAUUGGCCAGCCACCAGGGCUCAGUGACGUGCUAGCUGGACUGGAACUGGAAGAUGAAUGCGCAGGCUGUACAGAUGGAACUUUCAGGGGCACGCGUUAUUUCACGUGUGCCCUGAAGAAGGCACUGUUUGUGAAACUGAAGAGCUGCAGACCGGACUCUAGGUUUGCAUCCUUGCAGCCUGUUUCCAAUCAGAUUGAAAGGUGUAACUCUUUAGCAUUUGGGGGCUACUUAAGUGAAGUAGUAGAAGAAAAUACUCCACCUAAAAUGGAAAAGGAAGGUUUAGAGAUAAUGAUUGGAAAGAAGAAAGGCAUCCAGGGCCAUUAUAAUUCUUGUUACUUAGACUCAACUUUAUUCUGCUUAUUUGCUUUUAGUUCUGCCCUGGACACUGUGUUACUUAGACCCAAAGAGAAGACUGAUGUAGAAUAUUACAGUGAGACUCAGGAGCUGCUGAGGACAGAGAUAGUCAAUCCUCUGAGAAUAUAUGGAUAUGUGUGUGCCACAAAGAUUAUGAAACUGAGGAAAAUACUUGAAAAAGUUGAGGCUGCAUCAGGAUUUACCUCUGAAGAAAAAGAUCCUGAAGAAUUUCUAAAUAUCCUGUUUCAUGAUAUUUUAAGGGUUGAACCAUUGUUAAAAAUAAGAUCAGCAGGUCAAAAAGUUCAAGACUGUAACUUCUAUCAAAUUUUUAUGGAAAAAAACGAGAAAGUUGGAGUACCCACAAUUCAGCAGUUACUAGAAUGGUCUUUUAUCAACAGCAACCUGAAAUUUGCAGAGGCACCAUCAUGCUUGAUUAUCCAAAUGCCUCGGUUUGGAAAAGACUUUAAACUAUUUAAAAAAAUUUUUCCUUCCCUGGAAUUAAAUAUAACAGAUUUACUUGAAGACACUCCCAGGCAGUGCCGCAUCUGUGGAGGACUUGCGAUGUAUGAGUGCAGAGAGUGCUAUGAUGACCCGGACAUCUCAGCUGGGAAGAUCAAGCAGUUCUGUAAGACCUGCAGCACUCAGGUUCACCUUCAUCCCAGGAGGUUGAAUCAUUCUUAUCAUCCAGUAUCACUUCCCAAAGACUUGCCUGACUGGGACUGGAGACAUGGCUGCAUCCCCUGUCAGAAGAUGGAGUUAUUUGCUGUUCUCUGCAUAGAAACAAGCCAUUAUGUUGCUUUUGUGAAGUAUGGGAAGGAUGACUCUGCCUGGCUCUUCUUUGACAGCAUGGCGGAUCGAGACGGUGGUCAGAAUGGCUUCAACAUUCCACAAGUGACGCCCUGCCCAGAAGUGGGAGAGUACUUGAAGAUGUCUCUGGAGGACCUGCACUCUUUGGACUCCAGAAGGAUUCAAGGCUGUGCGCGCAGACUUCUUUGCGAUGCAUACAUGUGCAUGUACCAGAGUCCAACCAUGAGCCUGUACAAAUAACCAGGUCAUCCGCAGUGGGCAGAGACAGCACAAACCUUAGUGCUGUGUCUUCCUCCAGCUUGUGGUUCUGUCCGGUGCCCAUUGCCGGCAAUGGGUGUCUCUUUUAAUGAUGGCCCUUCAGCAAAGGAUUCCUGUGUUUCCAAACAAAUUGCUUUUGUGUUCCUGAAGUAUUUAAUAAGAAGCAUUUUGCACUCUAGGAAGUAUGUUUGUGUUGAUUUUUUAAGAAGUCUAAAUGGAUUUAUUAAUAUCUGAAACUUUAAGUUAACUGCAUUGAUGAUACAAUAUUUUUGGAAGCAUACAAUUUUAAUUGUGAUGUCUAAAUCCUCUCUUAGUCCAUUGAGGAUGUAAAUAAAUAUUUCUUCUUAUGGACCAAGGAUAUGAAAUCAUUUUUCUUUUGUAGCUAAUGAUUGCCUUGAGAAAGACAUAAUAUGGUUUUAUUAAGAGUACCUUUACUCCAGUUGUUGAAGGUGUGCUGAGUUUAAUUGUUAAUUUUCCUAUAUAGUGCUGAUUUCCUGCAUGUCUGUACUUUGCUGAGUUUCUGUGUUUCUGCAGCAGUGGUCAGAACAUGCUGAAAUUCCUUUCAUGGUGUUAUUUUUUAUUUGUCCUGGUUUUGAGAUAAAUGAGUGACUCUGUCAUAAAAUGUCCAUUUUUGAUGUGUUCUUGAAGAAUUAGGGUACAAAGCAAGCAUCUUAGUCAUAGUGACAACUGUUACUGAACAGGCUUUCUGUAGGGGCUCCUAGGUAUGGGACGACAUGCAGUGGUUUCUGAAAUGACUGAGCGAUAAGUAAAUUAUAUAUUCUUAGACAAAUCGACAGUCCAGAGAAAGUAAAGCUGGCUCAGAGUUAGCACCAACAUUUCCCUGAAAAAAAAAAAUGUGUUAGGUGUUUAAAACUCUCAUCGCAAAUAAAUUAUUUUUAGUUUAAGUGAAUUUUUCUUAAUUUAAAUAAGACUAAUAUUUUUGUUUGACUGAAGACCCUUCUACUCUCUGAUGUCAGUUUGGUGUCACUUGAAACAAUGACAACCACAUCAGCAUGUUACUGUAAUGUCAGUGAUGGAGAAAAUGGAUGUCAUCUUAGGACUGCUUGUAGUGUAUGUAUAGACCGUGGUGGAUGCUGUAGAGUGCUUGUUGUCUGAGUGUUGUUUUGUGGUAUGGCUGUCUCUCUGAAUAAUGUCAACCUUACAGAAAGAGAAGGUGUUAUAUGUGUAACAUAUGGCUUUAUAAAAGAUUUAAUGUCAAAAGAGUCUAUAAAUAUUGCUGUUAUUUUUAAAGGCA